GCAGCCGCUUGGCGCCUCAUGGAAAUGUUUGGAACGUUUAACGCCUCGAAGAAGGAGGGCCCCGCUGAACGCUGCCUGAAUGGCGCGCGCGCGCGCGCAUCACGACCCUCCGCGGUCAGCCGAGUAAAGUGCUCUUUAACCUUCGCGCGUGGGGGCCUCCGCUGGUCGCGACGCGGGGCCAAGCGGUUCAUUGGGGAAUCUUCGCAAGCCGGCGACGACUGCGGUUGGCUUCGACGGCGGCCCUGCCGAAAUGACGUCGGCAAAUAAAAGGGUUUAGCGUAGCGUUGCGACAUCUCGGGUUGCCCGUUGCAGUUGCGCGCGCCUGGAGAGGGUCUUUCUUUGUGAUUUCUCUUCUGUUCCCGGACGAAGAAAGAAGUAAACGAAGGAAGAAAGAAAAGAAAGUCUUUGGCAAGUGCUUUUCUUUCACUCGCCGUUCGGGGACACAUUGAACGCGCCUUUCUGGUUCCGAGCUAAUAGGAACCCCUCGCCCUCGUCGUCACUGGUCGCGUCCCGUCGCGUGAGCGAGGUGGCCGGCCACCGUGGAGAGGACAGACACUGUGUCCGUCGUGAUCACGUUCGGAAGCGGCUUUGUCGAACUCCAAGCUGGCGCCCGCGUCGACCACAUCGUCGCCCUCCUAUGUCCGCCGGUGCGCAUGGAGCUCGUGUUCGCCUCGAAGGAAUCGGCGCUCGUCAUUCAGCAUCACGAAGUCUUCAACAAGAUGCAAGAGCGCGAGUGUCCGCUGGACACUCCGCUGGACACCAUCUCGCUGGACUCUGGCGAAGAGGACAACGACGACCGCGAGGAAGGGAAGGCGAGUCUCUGCUCGAGGCGCCUCACCUUCCUGCUCACCUGCCUGGCGCCAAGCGCUGACAUCAUCAACAUUUGGAGGUACCCUUACAUCGCCUACAAGCACGGAGGUGUCGUACUGGUUCCGUGCAUAAUCCUGUUCGUACUGGUGGGCUUCCCGCUCUAUUACCUGGAGCAGACCAUCGGACGACUGCACGCCAACAAAAAGGGCGGCGGACAAUGCCUCGGACACCUCGUGCCUAUCUUCAAGGGCGUGGGCUACGCCUAUUCGAGCCUGCUGGCGCUGAUGUCGGUCUACUACAUGGCCAUCCUGACCUGGGUGCUGCUGUACCUCUUCUCCUCGAUGCAGGAGACGCUGCCGUGGAGCCAUUGUGGCAACGAGACCGUCGUGCAGGGUUGUCCCAGCACAGGUGAACCGAUGUUCCACCCUUGCAUCCCGACGAACUUCACGAACAACGGCAGUGACAUCGAUGUCGUCUGGGUCCGGGCACCAAGCGAGGUGUACUUUCAUGAAGUAGUCACCAAGUUGACGUCCGAAGUCCGCUCCCUGGGAACCGUGUCGUGGCCCCUUCUACUGUGCCUCCUGGGAGGGUGGAUUGUUACUUACCUCAACGUCAUUCGUGGCAAGAUAUCCUUCCGAAAGACGGCCAUUUUGCCUGCCAUAGUGUUGAUUCUAUUCAUGUGCGCAAUUUUCGGAACUAUCACCAGCGACCCCGGCUUCCUAAAUGGCCUCCACUACUUUUUUUCCUUCGAAUGGAAAACACUGAGGAAACCAGACGUGUGGAACGACGCAGCAGCCCAGGUGGCUCUAAGCCUUUGCACAGGCACGAGCCUGCUACAGCUGCUGGGCCGACGUGGCAGCAAGUACCGUGGCCUGGUCCACGACGCUGUCAUUGUGGUGCUCGUCAACAUUAUCGUGUCCUUCUUCAGCGGCGUGGUGGUCUUCUCCUGCUUGGGGUUUGUCUCUAAGGCCAUCAACAGGACAUGCAUCAAGUUCCUGCAAGAAGGAUUCGGCACCCUGUUUGCGGUGAUCCCCGCGGCACUGGCCAGCCUUCCGGGCUCGGUGGUGUGCUCGAUCCUGUUCUUCGCCCUGCUGGCCCUGCUCUGCCUGGGCCGCAUGGAGCAGAUGAUGCUCGCGCUGCUCACCUGCCUACUCGACAAGUUCUCCAGCGCGCAGAUACGCAAGCGCUACUGCCUAUUCGUGCUCGGCGUGUGCGGUGUGCUGUUCGCCGCGGGUGUCGUCUUCACUACGCCCGCUGGAAUUCACAUCUUGGCCGUGAUGGACGCUUAUGUCUUCUCUUGGACAGCGUUUCUGCUGGGAUUCCUUGAAUGCGUCGUCAUAACUUGGAUAUACGGGUUCAAGCAGUUUGCUGAAGACGUUGACACAAUCCUUCAGCAAACACUUGGGAGAGGAUGGAUGGUGAUCUGGUCAUUUGUCACUCCUGGUGUGAUUCUGGUCACAUUGGUGUUCACCAUAUUUGGAAGCCCUGACAUCUCCUCCGGGCUCUUCAAGAACUCAUUCUGGGGACCUAUACUUGGAUGGACCCUAUUCGCUAUAGUUAUCUGCCACAUUCCAGGAUAUGUCAUUUACAAGAUCGUCUACACAGGCUGCUACACGGACGGGAAUCGAUGGGACGAGUUCAAGCGCCUGGUGAAGCCCGUGCCCCUGUGUACCAAGGUGAUGAAGGCCGACAAGAACGCCAAGGCUGGCAAGGAAGCCGCGGCGGCCCCGCGCAUCCUCGUCAUCCGCAAGAAAGAGGCCAACCAGCAAGGGCAGCUGUACAUUCCGUACGGCUUCGUCGUCUGCCCAGAGAAGAGCCCCAAGGUGAAAGGAGCCACACACCCCAACAAGCUGGUCUUCUCAUUUCCGGACGUCGACCAGUCGUACAGCUUGACGGACAGCAACGUGACCCGGCUGAUGCCGCCGCCGCGGUGCGACGAGAUCUUUUUCUACACGCCGCAGAUGUCACAGAUGCGCAAGAAACUGCAUCUCGGCUCCAUGGAACAGAUCCCCCAGUCUCCCUCCAGCUCAUCGACGCACGAGCUAUCCGAAAGCUUGAGUUCAGACCAAUCGGACGCCCCCAAGAGGGAUGACCCCCGCGUCCGUCGCGUGAGUCUGGUAUUCACGACGAGUGAAGCGAGCGACGACCGAAUCGUGCUUUCUCCGUCAUCGCUUUCCAAGUGCUCCGAGAGUCCCGAGGAAGGCGAGGCCAGCUCGGAAAACGUGAGCGUGGGCGGAGGAGCUCGUGCUCGCUGCAAGCGCCGCUCUUCGCUUGGCGUGCUCAGGACGAGCGAGCGAAGCGACUCCGAGUCUGUCAAGACGUCGCAUGUCUGACACCUGACGAGCUUAAUCCCGCUUGUGGACUUGCGACGAUUUUGGUGCAACGUCAGGCAGAGCCAUGUACGCCCCUAGUUUCAACGACGACCUCUGCGCCACGUCGGAAUCGGACUCACCAGCUCGGGCUCACACCCAGUGCCGAACUUGUGUAAACGCGUCGGAAUUGUGCCAUAUGCAGUACUGCGUGCGGGUAAGGUUUUGUUCGCAUCUUGCAAUCAGAACGUUGUACCUUGAAGCAAUACACCAGGUUAUGCAGUUGUUCGUUCGGCCUAGGUGCCAGUUUUGAGCAUGCGUUGUUGGUAAACCUAUAUGGUCGCCUGCGCGCGAUGGCUUCUCAGGGCAGUGCCCCGAGGUAGUGGACUGGUCAUCUUGCUGUACUGAAACGUUCUGCUGUUCAUUGUACCUUUACCUGGUGCCGUAUCGUCAGUUAACUGCUAUCCAACGCGUCGCUUUUCAAGACGCGCUAGUUGGCGGAUGGAACUAGACGGGACGAAAGGACCUUCGCGGUCGGGCAGAUUAUUCGUCGGUGUUGUUUUUACCCCCACCCCCCCGUCCGCAGUUCUAAAAUGCUACGAUGGCAAGGGGCAGCGCAAAUUUUGGAAAAUGAGUGUUUUGCUACUACAGUGCACACCGGGCUGGAAUGAUUACGCCAUGUGCAACUGAAUGUACCACUGAAAGAACUCGAUCAGCUAUGCGGCGCCAGGUUACUGAGUACGCGCAUUUUACGUUUAUGAGUAACCCGGUAAUGUGUUAAGAACGCGUGGACCAAGGAAAGUAAUUGCUAAGCACUUUAUGAAGUCUGACAGUGCAGAAAUAUUGCACCACCAAAACAAGCUAAUGGCAGUUUACUGUCGGCUUGUUUCACGACAUAUCGCGGUACAUGUUUGGAAACGGCCAUCUUAUGGUGCCUUAAUGGGUCUGCGGGCCGGCCUUUGUAGGCAUACAGGUGAACGCACCAGCGAUUGUGAAUAUGUAAUGUUGUUUUCUACGUUUUUUUAGACAUUUGAGGAUAUUAUCAACGUGUAUUGUUUGUUUCUGAAUGCCGUUAUCGUUUUUUGUUUGUUUGUUCCAAACGUCAUACUUGUUUGUACUCACUCCAUUCGAAUGACUGUCGUGUCUGUUAGAAUUUCAGCAGCAUGCGGAUCGUCUGUGCAUUUGUCAUGUAUGCUGUAUAUUUAUUCUCGCCUAAAGGGCACUUUUGCCAGCUUCACUGUUUUGUUUUUCUUUCAUCAUUGCAUCUAUCGUUCACUGACUGCAGUAUAUCUUGUGUAAAGCGAACACAUUUCUAAGCGCGCGAUGACACGUGGUCUACGUAUUUGCCAAGCAGGCAAAGUCCUCGUCCUGGAAAGAGUCAAAGAGGAACUACUCCGAAGUGAUUGAGCCUGCUGAGAAGUCUUUCUGUACGAAUGUCUGUUGAAAAGCAGAAAUAAAAACUGAAGUACAAGUUUUUCUUUCA
Messenger RNA from Dermacentor silvarum, 4602 nucleotides. RefSeq names its product sodium-dependent dopamine transporter. Gene Ontology annotation, biological process: sodium ion transmembrane transport. The coding region runs from base 654 to 3143 and encodes 829 amino acids. The transcript is spliced from 15 exons. The record is from RefSeq and is a predicted model, not a curated record. Gene Ontology annotation, cellular component: membrane. NCBI's taxonomy places the organism in Eukaryota, Metazoa, Arthropoda, Arachnida, Ixodida, Ixodidae.